This is a messenger RNA of Neltuma alba, 1699 nucleotides long. Its product is annotated as protein indeterminate-domain 12. Lineage: Eukaryota; Viridiplantae; Streptophyta; Magnoliopsida; Fabales; Fabaceae. Bases 159 to 1511 code for a protein of 450 amino acids. Gene Ontology annotation, cellular component: nucleus. The record is from RefSeq and is a predicted model, not a curated record. Gene Ontology annotation, molecular function: DNA-binding transcription factor activity. The transcript has 3 exons.
UACCUGCUUAAUUGUCUGUGGGCAACGCUAGGAUCUUUCUUCGGGGAGUCGCCUACUUCUUAGUUUUGUUCCGAGGUGCAAAAGCCUACAGGAUUCUAGAUAGUCCGGCAAAUACAUAUCAGAAUAUCGCAUCUAUAUUACUUUUUCUGCGACAACAAAUGUUUUCUGCAGCCAUGUCCAAUUCCGCUUCUUUGUCUCAAGAAGCCACUGUCUCUUCUGGUACUAUAGUUCAGAACUUUACUGCACCAAGUCAUAUCGUUUCGAUGAGCUCUCCUCAUCAGCAGCCUCAAAAGAUAAAGAAAAAAAGAAGCCUCCCCGGAAAUCCAGACCCAGAUGCUGAAGUGAUUGCGUUGUCGCCAAAGACCCUUCUGGCCACCAAUAGAUAUGUGUGUGAAAUCUGCAACAAGGGUUUUCAGAGAGAUCAGAACCUUCAGCUACACAGGAGAGGGCAUAACCUUCCAUGGAAGCUGAAACAAAGGAGCAACAAGGAGGUGAAAAAAAGAGUUUAUGUUUGCCCCGAGCCUUCGUGUGUUCACCACAAUCCCUCGAGAGCUCUGGGAGAUCUCACGGGUAUUAAGAAACACUACUGCAGAAAACAUGGAGAGAAGAAGUGGAAAUGUCACAAGUGCUCCAAAAUCUACGCUGUUCAGUCAGAUUGGAAAGCCCACUCCAAAACCUGUGGAACUAGAGAAUACAGAUGUGAUUGCGGAAUCCUUUUCUCCAGGAAGGACAGCUUCAUAACUCACAGGGCAUUUUGCGAUGCCUUGGCUGAAGAAAGUGCAAGACUGGCGGCUAAUCAACUAGCUUCCACGAACCCAAUGUUAUUUCAACCUCUCUUCCCUUUCCAAAAUCAAAUCAUGAUGAAUCCCUGGGACCCAUCCCAGGAAAACCCUAACCCUAGCAACUUUGAUGCCGUCCAAAUCAAGACGGAAGCUCAGUGUUUUCAGGUCCCAUCCCUCUCUUCCCUGCCAUUUCUUCAAGUGCAGCAGAAUAAUCAGAAGAACAUGAUAAACCCAUUCUUAGGAACUCUCCAUGUGCCCUCAAACGCCGCCACGUCGGCCCACCUGUCAGCCACUGCGCUUCUCAAAAAGGCUGCAACUCUGGGCUCCACUGCCCUCACAGGUCCAGGCGCUGCCGCUGCAGCUGAUGGUGGACCACAGUCAACAAUGGCUCACGUGACUCAGCCAAGCAUGGGCGAGUUUGGACUUGGGACUCAUCAGCAGAUCGACUCAGCGGGUCACGACUACAUUGGAGGGCUCAUGAGCCGGAAUGAAAGUGAGAGUCUGACCAGGGACUUCCUCGGCCUGAACGCCUAUGUCGACGGCGGAAGAAACUGUGGCUCCGUUGACGUUAGCCAGCUGAACGCGAAGGAUAUGCUGAUGUUCACGGGGGGCGUAGAGCAUGAUCAGUAUCUUCCAUACGAUCACCAUCAUCAGUCUCUCUUCAGAUCCCAACAAGAUUUUGCAUUCUUUGGGACCGUCACUGCGCCGGAGACGUGGGGGAGCUCUUGAGACAGAAAAGAAAAUACUUCCAAAACAAGGAGGGUAAAAUGGCCAACCGAGAUUCUGCUUUUUUUCUCUAAACUUGUCGGUUUUCUUUUACUCAGUGCGUUAUUUAUAUAUUUGGAUGUUAUGAUUAUUUUUUGUUAAGGAAGUGUAACGCUUAAUUGGUUAUGAUCAGAGCUUGCUCUUGAAUAAAU